Psilocybe cubensis is the source of this 348-nucleotide messenger RNA. RefSeq lists its product as uncharacterized. The coding region runs from base 1 to 348 and encodes 115 amino acids. The record is from RefSeq and is a predicted model, not a curated record. The transcript is spliced from 3 exons. Lineage: Eukaryota; Fungi; Basidiomycota; Agaricomycetes; Agaricales; Agrocybaceae.
AUGCCCGUGACGAGGGAAGGCCACGAUGUCGAUAACCACAGUGAUGACAAUGACUAUCAGAAUCAGAAGCAAAUGAUCGAAGCAAAGUUGAAAGAACUAAUUUCAAUGAUGCGGGCUGUAUUUUGUGACACCCAUGGUAGACGCGAAAACGACGAUGAAGACGGAAAAAAUAGUGAACAAGACGAGCAAGACGAGGACUUGGAUCCUUGGCCGGCGAACAGCAAACGCUCAAGGCGCGUUCAAUGGCGGCUGGGGCGCAAAACUAAGCGAUCUCGAAGGAAUUUCAGGCGCAGAAUGAGGGGUGCUUCGCGCUCUCCCAACAAGCUCCGCGGGUCCGACUCCGACUAG